AUGACGCGACUGUCUGCGAGAACUUUAUUAUGGUUAUCGUUGUUUUCAAACGUGAACAAUGCGAAACCUAGUAUAGUGUGCUGGCUCACCAUUGAGCAAUUUAAUAGACGUUUAUUCAGUUUCGCCGCUCUCACAUUUAUUAUGAGAGAUGACGUACUGUCGGAAUUCGCAGAAGAGCCUGAUCCAGUGCUUCAUGCCUUAUAUCUUGGUCCGCUAGGUGCGGCGACUGUUGAGGCCUUCGCGUCCGGCAGAAGUGAAGAAUUCCGACGAAAAUGCCGUGCUAUCUUGAAUGAAGCGGAAAUUGCAAUGAAAUCGUAUGAAGAGUUCCAUGAAGACAAUCCAGAGUUAUGUAGUUAUUCGGAUUUCCGUCAUAAUACCCUGAUCCUAAUGCGAGACUUGAAAGGAGAGUCUCGUGCCGAUGCCACUAUCCCGAUGGGCUGGGCUUGUGCUGCUCUAAAAAAAUUCGCGAAAAAAACCUACGUUGAUAAGACCUGGAAGGAAGAGAAUCUUUAUGAGUUAAUAUGGACGAUUAUGUGUCAACGUCCAAAUUUAAAAAAGUUUAUUUGUGAUUUACUCGAGAAGGAUUUUCACGACUAUGGUGCCGCACGAUAUUGGCGUCGGAUGCAGCCGGCGCUGAUGCACAGGACUACUGUACAAAACAGAAAUGAAUUAUGUCGUGACCCUUUACUGCCAACAGAAGACUACUUGAAUUUUCAUAAUGACGUAAAAGUACGUAACGUACAAUCUUGCAACAUUGUUUUUGUGCGUACUGCAGCUGAUUUGCAUGUGCUAAGUGAGGAACUGAAUCGGUUAAAAAACAAGGAUCCUCUUUCGCAUGUAAUUGUGGGUCUUGAUGCAGAGUGGAGCGCCUAUGUUGCCAAUAGCAGGGCAACUAUUUUACAAUUAUCACUUCGUGACCGCAUAUUCAUCAUCGAUCUCGAUAAUCGCUCAGAACUUCCUGCAAGUGCACUGCGUGAUUUCUUUACGAUGUUAUUUCUUGACAGGUCCAUCUUAAAAUUAGGAUUCCAGUUCAACGAAGAUCUCGUGCAAAUGCGGGCCGCGGUUCCUCACUGUCGUGCGUUGUUCGAGCCGGAGAACGUUAUUUGCGUUGGGAAGUUGUUUGCAGAUCUCUUGGAGCGAACAGAAAAGUUGACAAACUGUGAUGAGAUUUUGAAUGAAGUGUUACCUCCAGUUGUGAAUUCUGAUGAAAAGGAGCAUCCGGAGACCAAUGAGGAAGAUGAGUUUUUUUAUGGUACUAAAAUCACUAUCUCAGACAUUGCGGAUUCGAUAACGUCACAACCGAAAAGCCCACAAGGUGAAUCAGUUCUACAACGAACUGUAAAUCGGGGUCUCUCUUAUGUGUGUGAGCGAGUACUGGGACGACCGCUUGAUAAAACUGAGCAAUGUUCUGUAUGGGAUCGACGGCCAUUGAGAUCAUCCCAGUUACGGUAUGCUGCAAUGGAUGCGUACUGCUUGGUGUUGAUUUACGACGUGUGCUGUCGAUGGGCGCAGCGUCUAGACGUGUCGAUAGAAGAGAUCCUGAGUCGGCAAGAUCCGAUUCGUGUUUCACCGCCGCUCCUUAGCGAAGAGUUUUAA
Molecule: messenger RNA, 1596 nt
Organism: Haemonchus placei
Lineage: Eukaryota; Metazoa; Nematoda; Chromadorea; Rhabditida; Trichostrongylidae
Source: the annotation of a GenBank genome assembly